CUGUCCUCUGAACUCCGUGGCCCCCUCACCCUGCUCCGGAUCCCGUCCCGUCCCGUCCCCCCUCGACCUGCCAUGCUCCUCCAGGCCGUGUUGCUGCUGCUGCUGCGCUGCUUGGCCUCCACCCUGGGCCAGUACGAACUCUGCAAGUCCCUGGUGAGCACGGACGAGGGCUCGGUGUGGGAGCAUUACGCGUGCCAGCCCAGUUCCGCCUCCAUGAAAGACUACAUGCGGAUCAAAGUGGACCCACCCGGCAUCACGUGUGGAAACCCACCCGAGAGGUACUGCACUCUGGAGAAUCCAUAUUUAUGUAGUGAUGAGUGCGACGCCUCUAAUCCAGACUUGGCCCACCCACCUCAGCUGAUGCAGGACCGUGAACGAAAUGGCCUUAUCACCUACUGGCAGACCGUCACGUGGAGGCGCCACCCAGAGCCGCUGCUCGCCAACAUCUCCUUGUCCUGGAAUAAGAGCCUGGAGCUCACGGACGACGUCCUGAUCACCUUCGAGUACGGCCGUCCCACCAUCAUGGUGCUGGAUAAAUCCAUGGACAACGGGCGCUCCUGGCAGCCCUACCAGUUCUACGCCGACGACUGCCUGGACGCUUUCAACAUGCCGCCCAAAAGGGUGUUUGAGCUCUCCCCCACGAACGUGACGCGGGUCAUCUGCACGGAGGAGUACUCCCGCUGGGUCGGCUCCAAGAACGACAAGAACGUGAAGUUUGAGGUGCGGGCGCGCUUCGCCGUGUUCGCCGGGCCUCGGCUCCAGAACAUGGACAACCUCUACACCCGCAUGGAAAGUAUGAAGGGACUGAGGGACUUCUUCACCUUCACCAACCUGAGGCUCAGGCUGCUCAGGCCCGCCCUCGGAGGCACCUACGUCCAGAGGGACAACCUGAUGAAGUACUUUUACGCCAUCUCCAACAUCGAGGUGCCUGCCAGGUGCAAGUGUAACCUCCAUGCCUCCCAGUGCCUGCUUAUCGAUGGGAACCUCCAAUGCCAGUGCGAGCACAACACCACCGGCCAGGACUGUCAGCGAUGCAAGAAGGGCUUCAAAGCCAAGUCCUGGAAAGCAGGCUCCUACCUGCCCGCACCCACCGGAACCCCCAACACCUGUACAAUUGCCGGCUCUCCCUCUGGUUCCAAUUGCGAGUGCUACGGGCACUCCAACCGCUGCAGCUACAUCGACUACCUGAACAUCGUCACAUGCGUCAGCUGCAAGCACAACACCAGAGGCCAGAACUGCCAGCACUGCAGACUGGGAUACUUCCGCAACGCCUCUGCCGAACUGGAUGACGAGAACGUCUGCAUUGAAUGUAACUGCAACCAGAUGGGCUCUGUACAUGACCGAUGUAACGGCACAGGCUUCUGCCAGUGUAAAGAUGGAGCCACGGGGGCCAAAUGUGACGACUGCCUGCCAGGCUACUACUGGAAACAAGGCUGUUACCUGAACGUUUGCGACGAGGAGAUGCUCCUGUGUCAGAACGGGGGGACCUGCUACCAGAACCAAAAGUGCGUCUGUCCUCCGGAGUUCAAGGGGAUCCUGUGCCAACAGUCCCGCUGCGAGGCGGGCAAGGACUGCAACGGCGCCGCGUGGCCGCACAUCUCCGCGGCGACCCUGCUGCUGUGCACUCUGUCAAACUACUUGCUGGCCACGUUAUCGCCCCACUGA
Messenger RNA from Menidia menidia (Atlantic silverside), 1665 nucleotides. The record is from the annotation of a GenBank genome assembly. NCBI's taxonomy places the organism in Eukaryota, Metazoa, Chordata, Actinopteri, Atheriniformes, Atherinopsidae.